Molecule: messenger RNA, 5397 nt
Organism: Sphaeramia orbicularis (orbiculate cardinalfish)
Lineage: Eukaryota; Metazoa; Chordata; Actinopteri; Kurtiformes; Apogonidae
Product: sterile alpha motif domain-containing protein 9-like
Exons: 2
Coding region: 6-4613 (1535 amino acids)
Cellular component (GO): cytoplasm
Molecular function (GO): protein binding
Source: RefSeq, a predicted model, not a curated record
UAAAAAUGGAAAGGAGUUCAUCAGUGAUGGGAUGGAAGGAAGAACUGACCCAUGACAAAUGGACAGAGGCUCAUGUGAGCUCAUGGUUGAGGCACAUCGGAAUAAAAGAGUGCUACAUAAAAAAACUGGAGGUAGAGGAGGUAACAGGACCUGUUCUCUCAAGUCUCUCAAGACAAUAUUUGAGCAGUACAAUUGGAAUGAAAUCUGGUCAAACUGAACACCUACUUAAGAAAAGAGAUGAGCUGAUAAAGUCAGAACUGCAGCAACUAAAAACUGGAAGUGAUUCAUGUGGUAAAAGUGCAGAUGGUCAAAAAGAAAGACCCCCAAGGCAGGAAUUACACCUUCCUUCACAAAAACCUGACGACAAAACAGAGCAGGAAAAAAGUCCUAUAGAAUGCAGUGACAACUCUGCUUUUGUUGGAGUAACACUGUCCUCAUGUGAAUACCGUAAAUUUGAUGAGGAUGAGAAACACUGUAGGUAUGUAAAACACAGUGUGCUUCCUCCAGAGACAGGAAUUGAAAACCUGAUUGUCCCAUGUCAUGAAUACAAGUCACUGGAGACUGCACACACACUCGACUCAAAAAGGCUACAAGCAAAAGUAGCAAGUGAGGUGUUAAGAUUUGCAUGUGCCUGCAUGAACAUGCGAUCCAAUGGGACAAUUCAUUUUGGUGUCAUGGAUAAAGUUAAAGGCACGUACAAACAUGGAGAAAUCAUUGGGAUUCCUGUUAAAAAUAAGGAAGACUUUGUGGAUGCAUUAGAAUAUAUCGAGAGAUCCUUCAGAGAUUCAAUGCGACAAUAUGAUGCAAGGAAGUGCAUAAGACAGCCAAGAUUUAUUGAAGUUCUGGACAAGCAAACCACAGAGAAAACAUUUGUCAUUGAAUAUGAUGUUGUGCCAAAAGCCAGCAUUGUAAAAGGAAAACUUUAUCGUGUUGGCAUCCCCAAAUUCUCUGAAAAUGACAAAAAAGUCAAACUUGAAGACAGGAUUCCCUAUUGGAGGGUAGGGGCGAACACACCCCGCAUUCCUGAUGAUGAUCUUGAUGAUUUCAUUCAAGGACUGAGAGAGAAAGACCAGCAAAGAGAGGAGGCCGAAUCUUCAGAAGAUCAAAGAACUGUUGACUUUAAGGAGAACCAAAAACGAAAACUCUCCAUCCUCUUAACAUGUGGCAAAACAUACAUGGACAACUCUCUGUUUUAUAUCAUUGUGACAAACAAAAUUCAACCACAGCAGCUUCAGAGCAUCAACUUCUUGAUUCACAUGAACCUUAUUUGUGUUUUUGAUUUUGACCCUGAUUCAGAGACAUGUGGCCUUUGUGGAAAAUAUAUGGAGCACAAAGCUGUAAACUUUCACUCACUUGACAACUAUGUAAAUGACACCAGAUUGGGAAUUACCAAGCUUAAAAAUCAUUUGCAGCUCUUUAGGAAAACAAGCUGGAUUUUCUGCAAUGGCAGAGGCAAUUUCCCUGAAGAAGAACCCUGUGAUGAAAAUAUCUGGAUCAGAACUCGCAAAAAGAAACUGAAAAAGGCAGUGUCAUUAAUCUGCAAUGAAAUCCUUGACAGGCGGUCAUUUGUGGUUGUCUUUCUGCUCAUGUCUGAUGUUGAGCAGCCACUCGUUGAGACAUUCCAUGAAUUCUACGCAGAAAUGAAUGGGCAUGACUUUUUGACUGUCAUAUCAGAUUCAAGGGAAUACUAUAAAAAGUGGUCAAGUCUUGCCCAGGUGUCUUGUGAGAUGUCUACUCUUAAAGACAUCAGCAUCGCUGAAAUGCCACUGAGUCACAUAGAUGCCACUGUUCAAAGCAUUCAGCUCUCAAAGAGUCAGCCUACCAGGACAUUACCAGUCUUUAAUGGAGGUGUGUGCUUCUUGAAGUCAGUUGACGAAGAUGAGCUUGACUCUUUAGAAGUCAUCAGUAUUGACCAAUGUGAUGAAAUAAAUGUGAAGAUUCUGAGAAGGGACCAAAUCCAACAAAGGGAAAGAUACUUCUAUCGUGGUGGAAAGAUAGAGUGGAUGAACUUCUGGCUAGCUGACAAACACAAGUGUGGGGAAAUUAUAAAGAGGGAUGCUUAUGAAGAAGUAAACACAAUCCUAACAGAGAUUGUACAUCGUAGCAAAGCUGUACAUACAAUUGAGAGUGUGAACAUAUAUCAUCAUCCUGGCAGUGGUGGAAGUACAGUGGCACGGCAGAUCAUCUGGACCUGGAGGAUGAAAGUACGAUGUGCAGUUGUUAAUCAAGAUAAAGUCAUUUCAACUGUGUGUGAACAUGCUACAAGAUUAAGAGAUCAUGAUGAGAGAGACAAAAACAACUGUUUGCCUGUGCUUUUGCUCUUGGAGGACCAAAGUUCAGAGUACGUGCACGAUCUCAGACAGGAGCUCAUAAAGAACCUUGCAACCAAAAAAAUAAGUCCUUCUGUGUUGUGCUUUAUCCUGCUUAUUUGCAACAGGUCAGGUGAUCCAGAAAGAAUGUGCAGAGCAUCACCAUCCCAAACAGUCGCAAUCACACACAGGUUGUCAAGUACAGAAAGGUCUUUGUUUUCAAAAAAGGCUGAGCAAUUUAGGUCCCAGUUUCAGGAAGACAUCAUUCUACCACUUGAGUGGAUUCAGUCAAAAUACAUUGAGGAUUUUGUUAAAAACCUUCUGGAAAAAAUGGAGCAUUCAUCACCUAUAACACGCCUCAUCAGAUUUGUGGCUCUCCUGAACUGCUAUGUUGACAACUCAUUCAUUUCUGUGUCACACUGUGAAGCAUAUCUUGGCAUAGCCAACCAUGGAAAAAACUAUCUCAGUGAUGAGGCCAGGCAUAUUUUCAUCCACUUCAGGGAUGAUUCAACGCACAUAUCAUCUGUACGGAUCAUUCAUCCACUGGUGGCAAAGGAAAUUCUGAGGCAGAUGUGUGUAAAUGUGCCUCAGAGUGUUAUUGCCAUGGAUCUCAUUACAGAUAAAGUACUUGUCAAUCACAGGUUUGGCAGAGACGUGUUUCAGCAGUUCAUUAGGGCUCUCUUCAUUAGACACAACAAAAAGAGCAGAGGAGACCCUGAAGACACAGCUUUUUCACCUCUUAUUGAGCAUGUCACCACUGAAGAAGAUGGUAUACAGAAAGCUGUUGAUCUCAUGAGAGCUGCUUACUCUGCUUUGGGGAAAGAUGGAUAUGUGGCACAACAGCUUGCCCAGUUCCUUUGCACAAACCUGAGACUUAAAGAGGCUGCUGAAUGGGCAGAGAAAGCAAAAUGUCUUCUUCCUUGUCAUACUUCUGUCCUUGACACUCUGGGCCAAGUGUACAAGAGGUGGUUUUACCACUUGCAUGACACACUUGAGGAAAAACAACCUUCAACUGAAACAGGAAUUGAAAUCAUAAGCACUGCACUCAAAGGAAUGUCUGCCUUUCAGGCAUCUGAAAAGACAUUGACAGAGAUCGUCAGUAUAAACAGUUCAUACCAUGCAGUAGAUGUCGGUUGUAGACUGUUAAAAUUCUUAUCUGGAUUAGAUAUCUUCUCAAGUAGCACUGGAAAAUCUGAGUUGGUGAAGUACUUGUUAACAGAGUACAUACCAGAAGACGUUAAAAAACCUUGGCAGGAAUUCCAUUGGCAGUUGAAACAAUUACAGAAGAGGUUGCAUCAUGCAUUUGAGUUUAUUUCUGAAGAUCUCUGCUACUUUCAAACUGAUAUUCAUGUAAAGGAAGCAGAGGUUGAUGCAAGAGAUCCAGAACAAGUACCGAGUCCCAGAGAAUGGCUGACGAGGAAGGGUACAGUGUACACUGAAUUUUUUUGCACAAGACAAGUUGACACCAUCCCAGAAAGUAACAGCACUGACAUGGCCUGUCCAACUGAACCACUUUCUCCAUUCCAAAGACAGAUGAAGAGAUACCAGCUGGGUGGAGGAAACGUCACAUCAAUCCUGUCUUUAAUUCAUGACACAGAACCAGAGAGCGCAAGAGACAAACUUGAGACAAUCAUCAGCAUGCAUCCAAAAACCCAAACAUGGAAUGAACUUGAUGAAACAGAACUUGUAAACUUCAUCUUUUGCCAAAUUGCUCUUAACUGUACUCAGCUUAAGUCCUCAAAGCUUCUCUCCCUUCUAAAACUUCAAGAUCUGAGUAAGAGAUUUACUACACAAGGCAGAAACAUGUCAUCAGCAAGUGCCCUCUUCCUUGUCUCUCUUCUGUUUUGGCCUGAGACAAGUGAUGAACUGAGUCCUUCCUGCAGCCAGAUCCUCUCAUCAGCCACUGAUGCACUUAAAAGACUCAGUGAGAAAAAAUGCCAAAAUGCAUCACAAAGGAAAAGCAGAAUUGUUUUCCACUUCUUUCUAGGAAAGGGAAAGGGUCUCGACAAGAUAGUCCACAAAAGUGUUUUUGGGAAGCAGAUUAAGGACACCCUGAGUGACAGAAAACUGAAAUGGCUUAAAGGGGAGGUUUGGAAAACAAGCGAGGUCGUCCAGUUACUGAAACGCGUUGAUGGACGGUCAGAAAAAGGACAACUAUUCAUCCAAGGUGGAACCAGAGACAGCAGGAUUAGGAUAUUUCCUCAAAUUUCUAACACUCUACCACAUGGAAAUGAAAAUGUAACUUUCUAUGUGGGCUUUUCAUUUGGUGGAGUGUUUGCUUUUGACAUCCAAGUAAAGAAGUAACUUCCAGUGGCAACUCUUAACAUCUGCAAAUACAAGUAGAGCUUUAAUUGUUCCUUAAGGACUUUGUUUACAUGUUAAAUAUUUAAGUUCCAUGUCUACCUUCUGACUGGUUCAUUUCAUUUACAAUGUUCCAAAAAGUGAAAGAGUGUAGUGCAUUAGUUUUUAUGUAAUUCUGCUGACAAACCAACUAGCAAAUGGAUACAGAUGAAAACACAACAGAAGUAAUGCAUCUUUGAAUUUAUAUUAUUUGAACUCUAUUUAAUGAUCUGACAAAUAUAGAAUGGCCAAAGGUCAAAAUGUCCCUGAUGUAUGUAAAAUAAAAAGCAUUACGAUGCAAUUACUAAUUCGACAUUUAGCUGUUGACCAUACUUUAUGCUCAAGGGAAUCAUAGUAGUUUAAUAAAAAUAUAUAAAAGUGUAUAUGUAGAAGUGCAUGUGUGGGUUCAUAUAUGAAUGUAUGUAUGUACAUAGUGUUAAAUAUUGUUAGCCUCAUAGCAUAAUUGUCAGGUCAUAGCCAAUGAUGCAAAAUGAAGCAGCAGUGUUGUGAGAGUUAAGUUAUGUACAUCUCACAAUUUGGCCAAAAUUAUGACUUUUCUAUUAUUACGCUAUGAGGCAAAUGCCACUGUGACCUGUAAGUUGCAAUGCACAUGUGUAAAUGAGGCAUAAUAUUGAUCUUCAGAAAUGUCAGGUUAAAUCAUGGUUGCUGUAUCACAUAUUUUAGCAUGAUUGCACUUGAAUAAUGUUAACACUUUUCUUUUUAAUGUUUGUCUUUAGUGUUUUUUAUA